Molecule: messenger RNA, 651 nt
Organism: Metarhizium album ARSEF 1941
Lineage: Eukaryota; Fungi; Ascomycota; Sordariomycetes; Hypocreales; Clavicipitaceae
Product: Hsp70 nucleotide exchange factor (Fes1)
Exons: 1
Coding region: 1-651 (216 amino acids)
Source: RefSeq, a predicted model, not a curated record
AUGGCACAAGACCCCCGUCUAACCGAGUUCCUCCGCUGGUCCGUCGCGCACUCGGACGCGACCGUCAACAACGAGUCGCCCGAGUCGCAGUCGCAAGUGACGCCGGAAAUGAUGGCGGCCCUCAUGGGCGGGCCCUCGGACGCAGACCUCAUGAAGGCAUCCAUGGAGCUCAUCACGGCGCCCGACGCCGAGGUCAGCAUGGACAACAAGCUCAUCGCGUGGGAAAACCUGGAGCAGCUCAUCGAGUCGCUCGACAACGCGAACAACAUGGCCAGCCUGGGCCUGUGGGGCCCGCUGCUCGCGCAGCUCAAGCACGACGAGGGCGAGGUCAAGAAGAUGGCGGCCUGGUGCGUGGGCACGGCGGUGCAGAACAACGAGAAGACGCAGGAGAGGCUGGUGGCCAUGGGGGACGCCGGGCUGCCGACGCUGGUCGCGUUGGCGCUCGGCGGCGCCGGCGAGGCCGAGGACGUGAGGAGGAAGGCCGUCUACGCGCUGAGCUCGGCGUGCAGGAAUUACCAGCCCGCCAUGGACGUUUUUGUGGAGGAACUGGGCAGGAGGGGCGUGGGGGACGGUGUCAAGAUCGACGCCUUUGACAUGGACGCCGUGGAUGCUGUCAUUGGCGCCUUGAGGGAGAAGAUCAAGGGUGCGUAG